AUGGCCGACCGCCUCUCUGCCGGCGCGAUGUCUGCUCCACCACCUCCACCGCAGCCAGCAUCAGUCCACCAGUCGCAAUCUACACAACACGCCACACCGCAGCAUGCUCAGCAUCAAGCAUCUCCGACUGGCGGGAGUCAACAAGGAGGCUCUGCUACGAGUUUUCGGAGACAACGCGCUUCGAGAGCUUGCGAGACUUGCCAUGCGCGAAAGGUGCGCUGUGAUGCCGCUAGCCUCGGUGUGCCUUGCACCAACUGCGUCGCUUUCAACAUCGAGUGCAGGAUCCCAUCUCCCAAACGAAAGAAGACGUCCUCCAAGCAGAAAGAAUCAAACAGUGACCGCGAAGACAGCAGCAGCAUAGUCCAGCCCUCACCUGCCACCCACGAGAUUGUUGCACGAUCAGAUGUCGCCAGCCAGGCUCCGAUGCCUAUGCCCCAGCUACCUCCUCGAAAUGGUGUCGACUACUCUGCCGCUAGUGGCAUGCCGCCCACCACCCUCUCGGAGAAAUAUCAAGAACAACAGCAGAUUCACGAUGCAACCUGGAGUCAGUACAUGAAGCCCAAGUUUGCUCGCGCCCCCAUCAAAGAGGCUGGACGUGUCGCAUAUCUGGGCGAGUCAUCCAACCUGUCUCUGCUCGUGCACGACAAACAUGGCAACUCGGACGUCGUACACUAUCCUCUGCCUGAGAAUGUGCGUGGUCCUCGGGCACGCAUGAACGAACUUGACGAACUCGAAUUGCGCAUUUUGCAUGAGCGCGGAGCAUUCUUGCUUCCCCCGCGCCAGUUGUGCGACGAGCUGGUCGAUGCUUUCUUCACCUGGAUUGCCCCUGUCGUACCUGUGAUUGAUCGCAACAAAUUCAUGCGCCGCUACAGAGAUCCCAAGAACCCUCCUUCGUUACUCCUGCUGCAAGCGAUUCUCCUGGCUGGAUCACGCGUGUGCACGAAUGCACAACUCAUGGACGCCAAUGGCUCUACGACUCCGGCUGCCAUGACCUUCUACAAACGAGCCAAGGCAUUGUACGAUGCCAAUUAUGAAGAUGACCGUAUUACCAUUGUCCAAGCCGUCAUCCUGAUGGGCUGGUAUUGGGAGGGCCCAGAGGGUAAGAUGCGAGACAGAUUCCGCGUCGCCAGUGAGUACCAAUCUGACAUUGCUUCAGAUGUAACCAAAAACGUGUUCUAUUGGAGCAGAGUGGCUGUCGUGAUCGCUCAAGGCUCUGGAAUGCACAGAAGUGUCGAAAAGUCUCAACUCAGCCAACAGGACAAGCGUCUCUGGAAGCGCAUCUGGUGGACGCUAUUCACGCGAGAUCGCUCUGUGGCAGUGGCUCUCGGUCGCCCUUGCGGUAUCAACAUCGAAGACUCGGAUGUCGAGAUGAUCUCGGAAGACGACUUUAUCGAGGACGAAACAGAUCCAGCGCCUGAAUAUCCUCUCAACCCGGUACACAUUCAUUUCUUCCUGAAUUACGUCAAACUCUGCGAAAUCAUGGGGUUGGUUCUGUCGCAAAACUACUCGGUCGCUUCGCAGAGACGCGGCCGCAACAAUGCGAUUGACCUGACUCAUUGUGAUAUGGCUCUGGCCGACUGGCUUCAAAACUGCCCCAAGGAGNNAGUCUAUUGGGAGAAGAGUCGACAUCAUUUCUGGUCUGCUCUUCUCCACUCCAAUUACUACACCACACUUUGUCUUCUGCACCGCGCUCACAUGCCUCCUGCUGGCUCAUCACCAGAGGCGAAUCGGUCAAAUGGCUUCCCGGACGACAUGACUUAUCCAUCAAAGAACAUCGCCUAUCAAGCAGCUGGCAUGAUCACUUCUAUCAUCGAGGCCCUGACGGACCACAAUGAGCUUCAAUUCACGCCCGCCUUCAUGUGA
Molecule: messenger RNA, 1863 nt
Organism: Aureobasidium musti
Lineage: Eukaryota; Fungi; Ascomycota; Dothideomycetes; Dothideales; Saccotheciaceae
Source: the annotation of a GenBank genome assembly